Molecule: messenger RNA, 705 nt
Organism: Orbicella faveolata
Lineage: Eukaryota; Metazoa; Cnidaria; Anthozoa; Scleractinia; Merulinidae
Biological process (GO): sex differentiation; regulation of transcription by RNA polymerase II
Cellular component (GO): nucleus
Molecular function (GO): DNA-binding transcription factor activity, RNA polymerase II-specific; RNA polymerase II cis-regulatory region sequence-specific DNA binding
Source: RefSeq, a predicted model, not a curated record
AUGGCGUAUGCUGGUAACAUCGAAAAAGCAAAAUCGAAGCAGCAAUUUACUGUUGAAAAGGGAUCGACACUUCAAUCAACCAAGAAGACACCGCUCUGUGCACGAUGCAAACAUCACGGCGUUCGCACAACUUUGAAAGGGCACAAAAGAUUUUGUAAGUGGAAAGAUUGCGAGUGUAACAAGUGUAUUUUGAUUAGUCAGAGAAGGAAAAUCAUGGCUGCCCAAGUUGCUCUAAGAAGACAGAUGGAUGAUCGGUCACUGAUAGAGAAUAAUUGUAACGAAGAUGAUAGCCGGAAGAUGGGGAUUCGUGAUAUCGAAAAAGCCUACAACGACAUUAGCGUUGCUUCGACAGCUGAACCUAACUCGAGCGCUUUUUCGUCGCCUAUGAGCUCCCCAGACCCCAGCAGGAUUGCAAGAUGUUCAUGGAUUCUCUCCACACUAUUUCCUCAUGUCUCUCAAAUAUUUCUGCACACUCUGCUGGAGACACGUGACUUUGACCUGUUGGCUACCCUUGAAACAUUGGUCAACAUGGCACAACAGGGAAACUUUGUUCCAUAUCAAGGCAUCUUCCCAUUCUAUCCAGGAAUUGCAGUUUCUCCUGAGAUACAGCCGUGGAAUGAUAAUGCAGCAGCUCAAGUACUUAUGUCACUUUCCAGUCAACUGAGUCUAGAGUCCAGUCAACAUCCAGUCAACAAGAAAAGCUGA